Triticum urartu is the source of this 1004-nucleotide messenger RNA. RefSeq lists its product as uncharacterized. The record is from RefSeq and is a predicted model, not a curated record. NCBI's taxonomy places the organism in Eukaryota, Viridiplantae, Streptophyta, Magnoliopsida, Poales, Poaceae.
GUUACAUCCAUCCAUCCAUCAGCCACUUCACACCAGCAAGUGGCAGUAGUGCGAUCCAGAGUUUCAGGCAUGGCAGCUCCGACGAGAGCACUCGCCCUCUGCGUCCUGCUGGCGAUGGCCGUCGCCAACACCGAGGCGGCGUCAGUCGUCGUCGGCCUGGCCAAGUGCGCCGACUGCACCAGGAAGAACAUCAAGGCCGAGGAAGCCUUCAAGGCUCUGCAGGUGGCGAUCAAGUGCAAGAACAGCGCCGGCGACUACGAGAGCAAGGCGGUGGGCGCCCUCGACGGCACCGGCGCCUUCAGCGUGCCCCUCGCUUCUGACCUCCAUGGUGCCGACUGCGUCGCACAGCUCCACAGCGCCGCCUCCAACGCGCCGUGCCCCGGCCAGGAGCCGUCCAAGAUCGUGCCGGUGUCCCAGGGCACCACAUUUGGCGUCGUCGCCGGCGACAACAUUGCCACGCCGUCUGCAGCGUCGCCGGAGUGUGCGUCCAUGACCCUAUGCGGACCGAUCAAGAAGCACAUCAUGGAGCACUUCCACCACAAGAAGCCCGUGCCGCCGAAGCCGGAGCCCAAGCCCCAGCCCCACCCGGACUACGGCCCCGUGCCCAAGCCCGAGCCCAAGCCGCAGCCCCACCCGGACUAUCACCCAGUCCCUCCCACCCCCACCUAUGGCGGAGGCGGCGGCGGUGGAUACCACGGACACCACUGAGUCCAGUCUACCACCGUACUCCUGCCCAGCGAUGAAAUCUCAUCAGCGGGUUGGUUGUCAGUGAGUGAUCGACGUUGGUAUUUAUGAUCGGUUUGCAUGGGUGGGUGCAUUGUUUGGUCUUCUGCCAUUGGCUGCCCCGUUUUAGUAUCUGCACUGCAGAGUGAGAGUUCAGAAUAACAGCUCUACGCGUGUGUGUCAGGCAAGUGUGUGGGUGUGGUUGGUGUGUUUGCUUCUGUAAUUUCGGUGAGUUCUCUUGUAGUACAAGAGGUUUUUAUGAAUCAAGUAAUUUAAAUCAA